Gastrolobium bilobum is the source of this 1002-nucleotide messenger RNA. Its product is annotated as GTP-binding protein SAR1A-like. The coding region runs from base 196 to 777 and encodes 193 amino acids. Gene Ontology annotation, cellular component: endoplasmic reticulum exit site; COPII vesicle coat. The record is from RefSeq and is a predicted model, not a curated record. Gene Ontology annotation, molecular function: GTPase activity; GTP binding. The transcript has 3 exons. NCBI's taxonomy places the organism in Eukaryota, Viridiplantae, Streptophyta, Magnoliopsida, Fabales, Fabaceae. Gene Ontology annotation, biological process: membrane organization; intracellular protein transport; endoplasmic reticulum to Golgi vesicle-mediated transport.
AGAAAAAAAGAAAACAGGUUCUUUUUGUGUUGCGUGUUCUUGGUCUCUCUGUUGAUUCUUCUUCUCAGUUAUACUGUGUAUUUGUCUUGUCUCUAUUCGCUUCACCGGUUGGAGUUCCGGCAACUACGUCGCCGGCGGAGAUUUUGUUGUUUAUUUUUCCCAUCACUUCUGAAACUUUCAGAGAAAAAAAAAAGAAUGUUUCUUGUUGAUUGGUUUUAUGGAAUUCUGGCAUCACUGGGUCUGUGGCAAAAGGAGGCGAAGAUUUUAUUCCUAGGGUUAGAUAAUGCUGGGAAGACCACUUUGCUUCACAUGCUCAAAGACGAGAGAUUAGUUCAGCAUCAACCUACUCAAUUUCCAACGUCGGAGGAGUUGAGUAUUGGGAAGAUAAAAUUCAAGGCCUUCGAUUUGGGUGGCCACCAGAUUGCUCGCAGGGUCUGGAAGGACUAUUACGCUCAGGUGGAUGCUGUAGUCUACCUAGUUGACGCUUUUGAUAAGGAAAGAUUUUCAGAAUCAAAGAAGGAGCUGGAUGCUCUUCUUUCUGAUGACUCACUAGCAAAUACACCUUUUCUUAUCUUGGGAAACAAGAUCGACUUGCCUUAUGCUGCCUCAGAGGAUGAGUUACGUUAUCAUAUGGGUUUGACUAACUUUACUACAGGCAAGGGCAAGGUGAAUCUGACUGACUCCAGUGUCCGUCCUUUGGAGGUGUUCAUGUGCAGUAUUGUACGCAAGAUGGGAUAUGGUGAGGGCUUUCAGUGGCUCUCUCAGUAUAUUAAAUAGGGAAAUCAAAUAGACAACACUGUGCUGUUGCUGUCUCUGCAUUAGCAUUGUAGCUUUUAGACGUCUCUUCUCAUGUAAAUUGGAUACAUCAAUCGCUGUUAAACUUUUUAUUAGUUAUGAGACAUGCUUGUUUCUAUAUUUUGGUAAGAGCUGUCAAGCUUGUGUUGCAGUCUAUAUCGGUUAUUAAAAAUGCAGAAUUAAUAAAUUGUGACUUGAAUAUUGGAA